Aegilops tauschii subsp. strangulata is the source of this 324-nucleotide messenger RNA. Lineage: Eukaryota; Viridiplantae; Streptophyta; Magnoliopsida; Poales; Poaceae. The record is from RefSeq and is a predicted model, not a curated record.
AUGUGCGACGCCUACGUUGCCGCGGCCGGAUGCGGAAAUGCCUGCAGCGGCGCGACGCCGGACUGCAAACCCUGCAUGUCCGAGGGCCUCCAGUCCUGCACAGCCAGCUGCAACGAGGGCUGCUCCAGGAACUGCGGUGGCCAGUGCGACUGCACCGGCCCAUGCAACAAAUCCUGUGGCGACGCCACCCAGCGCGCAUGUCAGAGCAAGUACGCCUACUCCUACUAUGCAGUAAAGUAUUGCCACGAAUGCCAGUACAGUGCCCGCACGCGGUGCACCGAUGCCUGCAACAACGACUGCGAAGCCGACUGUGUCAGCGGCUAA